Messenger RNA from Dimorphilus gyrociliatus, 1621 nucleotides. NCBI's taxonomy places the organism in Eukaryota, Metazoa, Annelida, Polychaeta, Dinophilidae. The record is from the annotation of a GenBank genome assembly.
GCGCAUGCGCUUUAACAAGACAAACGAUAAAUAGUCGUUUGAGUAAUUCUUUUUCAAUAUUUCAGUAUCUUGAUUAGUGAACAGUUUAACAAUGUACAACGGAAUUGGUCUUCAAACUGCUAGAGGAUCUGGAACCAAUGGAUAUGUUCAGAGAAAUACAGCCUUUAUUAAAAAGGCGAAAGGUAAAGUUGACUAUAAAACUGAAGCACAAUUAGCUCCACCAGAGAGAAAGCCAAAUCAAGAGCUUUUGGAACAUGAGCUAAAGAGACAAAUUGAAAUCAAGUGUAUGGAAAUGGAAGACCUAAUGUCGUCACAAGGGUUUCCUGAUGACGAAAUUCAAAAGAAAGUAAGUAAAUUUCGAGAAAUGCUGCGCAAGGAACAACUUGCUGACGAUGGAGCAUACGUCAAAGAUGUUAGGGGGAAAGUAAUGUCCCAGGCUACUCAUUGCAAAAUUGCAAUGAAUCAACAAAAGAAUCAGGCUUUAAAAGAUGCUCUUAGAAUUAGUAGAGAUUACGUUGAUGGAAGUUCUCUUAGUGCAAAUAAACUAGAAAUGGAGCAAAACGCAAGAGAAAAGAGAAAAUUAAAAGAAGAAGAGUCAAAGAGAGAGAGAGAGAAAGAAAGAAAUAGCGAAAUGGAAAAGGAAAAAGCCUCGAAACAACAAGAAAGAGAGCCCUUGCCAAAAGAAAAAAAAGCUAAGAAGAGAACGCAUAAACGGUCGAAGUCUAGCUCUUCAUCAUCAUCGUCAUCAUCAUCGUCUUCCUCGUCUUCAUCAUCAGAUUCUUCGGACUCCUCCAGUUCGUCGGACUCUGAAAGUCCUCUUUCAGAUUCAGAACAUGAAAAACCAAAAAAGAAAAGAGGAAAACUUCAUAGAAAGCACUCUGACUCAUCAAAAGAUUCUGAAGGGAGAGGCAGCAGACCAAGAAAGAAUACAUCAUAUGAUAAACCAAGAAACAGACAAAGAUUCAUUUCAGAAGAAAGAGAUGAUAGAUUUGAAAAGCAAAUGGGAGAUCGAGUAAGAUCUAAGAAUUCAAUAAAUUUUGGAGAAGGAGAGAUGUUAACUUGUGAGUGGAAUGAGUGGGUUGUUGAAAAUGAAGGAAAAUUUCGCAAGUCCAACCAAACCUGCUCUGUUAGCUGUUCUGAAAAUGGUUUGGGAGGUGUUUUGCGGUUACGACAGAGACGAACAUUUAAGGGAAAAGCAAAAGCCCUUUGUCCCGGUGAUGAUUAUACAUGGAUUCAUGAAUCGUGUAAUUAUGGUGUUAAAUGCCCAAUAAAUGGUGGUUGGACAAGUUGGAAGCUUGUUAAAAAAUGCGAUUGUUCCAAAGGAGUCUUCUUUACGACAAGUGAAAGAAGUUGUCAAAAUCCUAAACCUCAGAAUAAUGGAAAAAGCUGUAAGGGUAAAAGCAUUACAACCAGAAGAUGUUCUUGUAUUGAUUCUGUAUCUCUGAAAGAAAAAGCAAUAAAUGAAUCACAUAAUUGGUCACCUUGGUCGUCCUGUAUGUGCAACGAGAGUAAUACAUACAAAGAGCGGACUAUUAACGACUGUGAUAGAAUGAUUUCUGGUGUCUGCUACGAGAGAGAAGAAGGAUGCUUGUUUAACGGAAAUUGUUCAAGUAAAUUUUAA